Talaromyces atroroseus is the source of this 1143-nucleotide messenger RNA. RefSeq lists its product as hypothetical. The transcript is spliced from 2 exons. NCBI's taxonomy places the organism in Eukaryota, Fungi, Ascomycota, Eurotiomycetes, Eurotiales, Trichocomaceae. The record is from RefSeq and is a predicted model, not a curated record. The coding region runs from base 1 to 1143 and encodes 380 amino acids.
AUGCUUGUCUCGGGAAAUACAGACAGAACCGUCCGGGAGCUGUCACGUCUGUACAGCACUAGGAGCCGAAAAUCACACAGAAAACCACCGCAACCGAAAAAACCCACAAGAACCAAUGCUUUUGACAAUCUGAAUGCGAAGCCGGCUGCUGUGCGUAGCACGGUCUCUCCACGCACACUGACUGUCUUUGGCGUCGGCGUUCUGAGCAUUAGCCUAUAUUGCGGCUACUUGUAUUCAUCAUAUCGACAAGCAGUAGCUCAUUCGAAAACACUACAGGUGCCAGAAGAUGUAUCUGAUCGAUACAAUUCUACAGCCACUGGCUACGAUGCCGAGGUGGAGCUUGGAGAAAGAUUUAUGCGGCUAGGUGCGAGGAGAAAAGAACUUGUUCGAAUGGCUCGUGGGGAUGUGCUGGAAGUGAGUUGUGGUACUGGCCGGAACAUGGAGUACUAUCAGCUUGGAGAGCGAAGAGGGCUUGAUAGUCAAGGUCACUCUGAGAUACAGGGCUGUCGAUCGGUUACAUUUGUCGAUCUGAGUCCGCAGAUGGUGGAAAUUGCUCGACAAAAGUUCCGAAAACAAUACCCCGACUUCACAAAGGCUGUGUUUCGCGCGGAAGAUGCCAGAGAGGUUCUUCCAACAGCUGCCAGCGCUGAUCCGAGGGGUGGUGAGUCAUCGUCAUCGUCGUCGCCAUCGCCAUCACCAUCGCGGUCGUUGCCAACGUUGUUCUUCUCACAGAAGACAUCGACAGGACCCCCGACUGCGGAAUCAUCCGAGAUGCCGCCUUCCUCCCAUACAGCAGAGAAAGCAGGAUGGGCAUUCUCGAGAUCUCACUUCGACACUGUGCUAGAAACUAUGGGAUUGUGCUCCACCACAGACCCGGUUGGUCUGUUGCGACACCUGGGCUCUAUCACGGAGCCCCAAAAGGGGCGAAUAUUACUCCUGGAACACGGUCGAUCCCACUAUGACUGGCUGAAUAAAGUCCUGGAUAAUUUAGCGCCAGCACACGCGCAUCGACACGGGUGCUGGUGGAAUCGUGAUAUCGGGCAUAUCAUCGAGCAGAGCGGGCUCGAGGUUGUGGAGAUUAAACGGUAUCAUUUGGGGACAACGUGGAGGGCUGUUUUGAGGCCGAAGGCGGCUACUCCAUAA